AAUAGUGUACGACUUUUAAUGCUCUCCAUUAGAUUCUCGCCUUCAAGUUUCCGAGUCGUAUCGAGAAAAUUCCUUACUUUCAAAAGCUCUCUCUGUCUAUCGUCAUAUUUUGAGAUGGCUCGUACGAAGCAAACUGCUCGUAAGUCCACCGGCGGCAAGGCUCCGAGGAAGCAGCUCGCCACCAAGGCUGCUCGCAAGUCGGCCCCAACAACCGGAGGCGUGAAGAAGCCUCACAGAUACCGUCCUGGAACUGUUGCUCUUCGUGAAAUCCGUAAGUAUCAGAAAAGUACCGAACUUCUCAUCAGGAAACUGCCUUUCCAAAGGCUUGUUCGUGAAAUUGCCCAGGACUAUAAGACCGAUCUGCGUUUCCAGAGCCAUGCUGUUUUGGCGUUGCAAGAGGCAGCAGAGGCAUACCUUGUUGGAUUGUUUGAAGAUACCAACCUCUGCGCCAUCCAUGCUAAGCGUGUUACAAUCAUGCCCAAGGACAUUCAACUUGCCAGGAGGAUUCGUGGUGAAAGGGCUUGAUUUGCUCCAGAUGAUGUAGUAAUCGGCUGAUUUGUUGUUAGGAUAUUUGUUUUUUUAUCUUCUUUCAUAGGACUUGGAUAAGGAUUCAAUUUAGGGUGGAUUUCAUCGAUUUCUGAUGCUGUAAAAACCCGUAAUUUGACUUUGAUUCGUAUUCAUUUAGGUGGCUUUCCUAUAAAAUCAUUAAGCUAAAUAUAGUUUUGUUUGAUAAGUUUUGCCACCUCUUAA
Theobroma umbraticum is the source of this 750-nucleotide messenger RNA. Its product is annotated as histone H3.3-like. The record is from RefSeq and is a predicted model, not a curated record. NCBI's taxonomy places the organism in Eukaryota, Viridiplantae, Streptophyta, Magnoliopsida, Malvales, Malvaceae. Gene Ontology annotation, molecular function: protein heterodimerization activity; DNA binding; structural constituent of chromatin. Gene Ontology annotation, cellular component: nucleosome.